AUGCACUCUCCUUGCUUCCAUGUAGCUAUAGUUGGCGCUGGCCUGGGAGGGUUGGCUGCUGCCAUUGGCAUCGCUCGAGCAGGCCACAGAGUCACCAUUUUGGAGCAACAGGCGGACAUUCAAGAGGUUGGUGCGGGUAUACAGAUCCCUCCCAAUGCUUCGUACAUUCUUCAGAAAUGGGGGCUCCUGGCCGAGGUCGAGCGUGUGUCCGUUCGACCGAGGGAUUUCAUUGUCAGGUCUUACCAGACAGGCAAGGUGCUUUGUGUCCAGAAUGCUUUUCCCUAUACCUUUGAACGAUACGGCCUCCCGUACCUGCACAUCCAUCGUGCAGACUACCACCGCAUUCUUCUCCACGAGGCAGAGAGUCUCGGUGUCGAUAUCCGCUUAGAUAGCACUGUUUUCGACAUCAACUUUGAGGCUCCCGCCGUUCGGUUGCUGGGUAAGCCUGACUUCCAUGCCGAUGUGGUAAUUGGUGCUGAUGGGCUUCGGUCCGUCUGCCGUGAGGCCAUGCUGGGUCAUGCUGCCCCCCCUCAUCUGACUGGAGACAUGGCAUAUCGCAUCAUUGUGCGAGGAGAGGACCUAAGGCAGCACCCUGAACUCGCCGAGCUUGCGGAUAGACCGGGCAUGACUCAUUGGGUAGGUCCAAAUGGACAUGUAGUCUGCUACUCUCUGAAAGGUGGAGAGUUACUCAACGUCGUCCUGGUAUGUCCUGAUGAUCUACCGGAGACAGUAAACCUUGCCAACGCAGGCUUGGACGAGAUGAGAACCUUCUUUCGGAAUUGGGAUCCGCGGCUAAGAUCACUUCUUCGCCUUGUAAAGAAGACGCAGAAGUGGCGGCUGCGGGUUAGUGAAGAGAUGGGCUCGUGGUCUCAUCCUAGUGGGAACUUCGUCUUGCUGGGUGAUGCUUGUCAUGCUACUCUCCCCUAUCUUGCCCAAGGAGCCGCACAGGCUAUCGAAGACGGAGCAGCUCUCGGUACCCUCUUCAAAAAGAUCAAGAGUAGCUCUCAACUGCGAGAUCUCUUCUGGAUAUAUGAAUCCAGCCGGAAAGAGCGUACUACCAGGGUUAUCCAGAGCAGCACUGCACUGCGAGAUAUAUUCCAUAUGCGAGACGGCCCAGGUCAGCGGAAUCGGGAUAUUAAACUUCACCAGAGAAGCCCCUUUGAGCCGUACCCCAUUCCAUGGAUCGAUGCUAAAUUCCAGGCGUAUCUUUUUAGUUAUGACGCUUUCUCGGAAGCAUCCAAGGCCUGGGACAGGUAUAUGAAUGGAGAAAAUUCCGUUCCAAAGUCAAAAGUUCAUGCCCAUUUAUAA
Molecule: messenger RNA, 1308 nt
Organism: Microsporum canis CBS 113480
Lineage: Eukaryota; Fungi; Ascomycota; Eurotiomycetes; Onygenales; Arthrodermataceae
Product: salicylate hydroxylase
Exons: 3
Coding region: 1-1308 (435 amino acids)
Biological process (GO): secondary metabolite biosynthetic process
Molecular function (GO): FAD binding; monooxygenase activity
Source: RefSeq, a predicted model, not a curated record